UCGCUAUCGUCUUCGUCGUCGCCAUCUUGCGACGAAAGUGAAGUGCACACCUUGGGGCUCCGCCUGUAUAUCUUGGGAGUUUCCUCACUCCCAAGACUCUGUUUAGUUUUCCUGUGACCCUGCACACCUUCCUCGCCCUCCUAGCCUGUGUUCUAUAAGGAUACAGCGCCACAUUACUGUUUGUGUGUGUCAUAAUGGCUUGCUAAACACCAAGAUGUCUAGUGGUGGAUGUGUACUCGGUAGCGGAGUCUACUCCCUCCUGCGUACCUGUGUGGCUGUGUUGGUGUAUGGACACAACGACGCCUUCCACUGCUACUACUGCUGCCAUGGACAAGAACAACAAGGUGCCCAGGCUGCCUCAGCUGACUGUUAAAACUACCAGUCAAGAAGCUGUUGGUAGAGAAUAUGGUGGGAAAAAAUCAGCGCCCCAACAUGCUCGGAAACGGGAGUAUGACCGUCCCGACUCGGGGCGGAAACCGGUGGCCGGGCGCGGUGGGCGGACGGGCCAGCGGUAUGUCCGUCCCCGGGAGAAGAUGGGUGGCAAGGUAGAUGGCGGCACUGGCACGUCGGAAUCUGGGUCACUGUACUGCACGGGUGGCAAGAAGCAGAACAUCACGCACCUGAUGAACUGGUGGGGACCAGGUCACAGGUCGCAUGGUAAUCGUAGAGGAGGCGGAGCUCAAGUGAAACGCUACUCCUCGCACGCCCCCAAGUACAGCAAGGAGCAUUAUCUGCAAGCCAACUGUCAGUUUGUGGUGGAUGACCAAGAGGAUUAUUCCCUAUACUCUGCCAAUCAGGACCUGCUCGUUGAGUGGAGGUUUGUGGAGGAAGUGAGGCUCCACGUCUCUGAAGCACCGGCCUGCCCCAUCUGCCUCCACCCGCCUGUUGCUGCUAAGGUAACUCGUUGUGGACACAUCUACUGUUUCCCGUGUGUGCUGCACUACCUUGCUCUCUCAGACGAGAAGUGGAGGAAGUGCCCCAUAUGUUAUGAACCUGUUGUCAAGGAGGACCUCAAAAGCGUGGUCGCCAUAUGUCACAAGGAGUUUGGUAUCGGUGAGGAGAUCGAGUUACAACUGAUGCGUCGGGAGCGUGAUUCUCUCGUGCCGGUGCCCGCAGUCUUGUACAACGAAGAGAUCAUGAACACAGCUACCCGUAUCAGCCAUCCUACUGCUGCCACUCCUUACGCAAAACUACUACUAGCAUCUAAGGACGAGGUAAGAUCCCACAUCCUCAUGAGAGAGAAGAGGGACUUAGAAGCUCAGCUUGUUGAGGAAGGUGACCAGCCUGAGGCUUGUUUCAUCGAUGAGGCGCUGUCGCUCCUCCGAACCCGCCAAGAUUCCCUCAGUUCUGACUCUGAUGUCGGGGAACUCCUUAUUAAGGCUGAGGAAGGACUGGAAGCCAUGUCACUUUCCAGUCCGGAGGAACCAUCGUCAGGCGACAGUGUCUCGUCAGUGGAGGAGCCUUUGAGUCUAGUUUCUCCGACCAACGGGGAGACGACAUUUUUAAGUAGGUCUCCAGCACUAGACAGUAAUCAGCAAGGUGGUGGAACAGAUAAGCCAACCAUUACUGUUGAGGAUCUAGACAUCUCGCAACUCCAGCCAAUGAAUCAAAACACCCAGGGAGGUCAGGCACCUCGCAAUGCUCCAAAAUCUACUUUCUACUUCUACCAAGCAAGCAAUGGGGCACACAUCUACAUGCAUGCUGUUAACGUGCAGAUGCUGGUGCAGGAAUAUGGUGCCUUGGAGAACUGCCCUCCUAUCAUUGUAGCCAAGGUGGUGGAGAAGGAAUCUGUGUCCAUGACUGAGGAUCUCCGGCUGCGUCUGAGGUACUUACGACACUUGCCAGUUACUUGCUGUUUCGACGUUGUGGAAGUGUCAUUCCGGCACCCUGUUGUGUCCAAAAUGACUACAGCAAUGUUCCAGGAGCAGAUUCAAUAUAGGCAGUGGAAGCGGAAUGAACGUGCCCGUGAGGAAUGGAAAAUAGAAAUGCGAGUGCGGGCGGAGGAGGACCGCAUGAUGGGACGGAGCAAAGCAGCGACCAACCUCAAGAUAGAAUCCUUGAGACACUUCCCAUCUUUUGGUGAAGACUUUCCUGCCGGACCAAGCGGGGAGGUCAACGAGGGGGCGAACACUGCUGGUGGCGGUGAAGUCAUUGGCAGUGAAGCAAGUACCAGUCCCAGCAGUGAUGUAGUGACCAGCUCCUCUGUAGAGGGAACCACCACUGGCAUGUCUUUUGCGAAGAUGAUCCGAGAAGGUCAGACACGGGUGCAACACUCCAGCAGUGAACCUGUCAACAUAACGCGUGGGGUUUGGCCGACUCUUGGGGGACCAGCCUCACGACCCACCGAGCUCCCCUCGUGGAACAGUGGAGGCACGCGCAGCAGGAGACGGGUACCUCAGUUGAGCGAGUCCUCUACAAACGACGGCAAUUGCACGGAGGAAGAGGAGAGAAACUUAGCUGUGCCGGAGUUUAAGCACGCUUUCAGUGAUGCUGUAGCCAAGGCUCUAGAUGCUGCAGCCAAGAAAUCUGCAGCCAAAGCCGAAGAAAAUGAAGACAUUGGCAGGAGGGGGAAGAAGAAGAAGAAGCACAAGGUGCUGUUAUUCUCCUCGGGAGGACUGAACUGACACCACCUCCAGCGUGGGGGGUGUUAUCUAGUGUUACAUGGGCUGAAUUACAUCCUAAGUUUAUUGAUUACGGACUUUAUUUUACCCAGUUCAUUGCUAUGACUGUCACUGUUAAAAGUUGUCACAUAACUUGGUUGCGAGGUACAGCAGCCAUAUGUGAAUACGUUUUUUGUUUUAUAUGUUGGGUAAAAUAUGCAUUGAUUAGUAUCCUUUAUUUUUUAUAAAUUGUGGUGAAAUUUGCAGUUAGCUACUUCAUGUGUAGUCGGGUGUUUUAACCUUUACAGUUUAUUUGCAUCACAUUAAUUGCCAUUUACUUUAGUGUCUUUUACUAUAUUGCCUGGUACUGUACUCUCUAUUUUCCUAACUGCUAACUACGCCUUGCUGCUGUGAUCAUGCGUGUGCUGCCGGUAACUUGGGACAUUUCGAACAUACUGUAUUAGUGUCAUCAUUAUUAUUAUUAUUUUGGGUAUACUAUGGUACCCAAAAUUUUCACAUCCAAUUGCACUGUUUUAAUAUAUGAAGACUUUUGGUUAAUUAUUUAUCUUAUUACAGUAAUGUUAGGAUAUUUUGUCACAGAUUGUACAGUAUGCUGGCUCUUUUUCAGUAAAGUAUUUAGGUUACGGAAGUCUAGUAAUAAAUAGCCUUUUACUUUAAUUUUUGUAUUUUGUAAAAUAUUCAUGGAUCUUUUGAUUAAAAUUACAGUGAUACACCUGCAUAAUACAGUAAUACUCUGUAGAAUUAUAGGAAAUAUAUGUAACUAAUUAAACUUUUUCCAUCAUGCAUUGAGUUUCCUGUGGGGUUAAAAAAAUUACUACAGUGUAUUAAAAAAAUUGUUCCCCAAGGUUAAUGCUAUAAAUGCAGAAAUAGACAAUUUUACUUAAUGUUUUAGUUUAUUUGUUUCAACCUAUUUAUGACUGUAAAUGGUCAACUGUGUGGUGAUCUCUCAUAGGUACCCAGUACUUAGUUAUUGGACACAUGAAGCAGGUACUGUAGUAUUGUAUGUGAGGUUGUGGCUUGUAUUUGGGCAUACUUAACACUUUAAAAAUUGGUAUGAUUUUGUGUUUUUUCUGUUGCUCUUACAUCUCAUCCAUGGCAUAUGUAAGUCUAUACCAUUAUGUAGCGGCACCUGUUGCUUCCAUAGCCACUUAAAUAAACUGUAAAAAUCCA
This is a messenger RNA of Homarus americanus (American lobster), 3791 nucleotides long. Its product is annotated as RING finger protein 10-like. Gene Ontology annotation, molecular function: transcription cis-regulatory region binding; metal ion binding. Bases 288 to 2624 code for a protein of 778 amino acids. The record is from RefSeq and is a predicted model, not a curated record. The transcript has 14 exons. Lineage: Eukaryota; Metazoa; Arthropoda; Malacostraca; Decapoda; Nephropidae. Gene Ontology annotation, biological process: positive regulation of transcription by RNA polymerase II.